Messenger RNA from Cuscuta campestris, 1172 nucleotides. The record is from the annotation of a GenBank genome assembly. Lineage: Eukaryota; Viridiplantae; Streptophyta; Magnoliopsida; Solanales; Convolvulaceae.
CUCGUAUAAAUAGCUGUGAAAAUGGAAGGCGGCAAACAAUGGCGAGAAGGAGAUUUUUGGUAUUGCUAAAACCUCUGGAUGUAAUCUGCCCAUCUCAGCACUCUAAUGGCUCCCUCUCCUCUCGUCUCAAGAACCCUAAGAUAUUAAAGCAUCUGGAUAAUAGGCUCCAAGCUCACAGAGAUGCAAUAGGUUUCUGUCAAAGUGUGCUGAAGAAGAAGUCAAUCGAUUGCAUAUCUAUCUCCCGUCACGAGUUAUCAAAGCCGGUUCACGAUGUAGAUCUUGUUGUUACCGUGGGAGGCGAUGGUACGCUAUUACAGGCCAGCCAUUUUAUGGAUGAUACGAUUCCCGUUCUUGGAGUGAAUUCGGAUCCAACUCAACCAAGAGAGGUAGAAGAAUCAAAUGAAGAUUUUGAUGCUACAAGGAGCACUGGCUAUCUGUGUGCUGCCACUGCUGAUAACUUUGAACAGGUGUUGGAUGAUAUUCUUGAGAAUCGGACUAAGCCUGCAGAAGUGUCAAGGAUGCUAGUUUCUCUCAACUCACAACAUCUGCCUACUUAUGCUCUUAAUGACAUUUUGGUUGCCCAUCCUUCUCCGGCUACGGUGUCAAGGCUCUCAUUCAGGAUAGAGAAAGACGGCGAACCAAGUUCCCCUUUGGUCAAUUGCAGAUCAAGUGGUUUGAGAGUGUCAACCUCUGCCGGAUCAACGGCAGCAAUGCUAUCUGCAGGUGGGUGUGCAAUGCCUAUUCUGUCAAAGGAACUCCAAUACAUUGUGAGGGAGCCCAUUUCCCAUGGGCCAAACAAAGGACUCACGCACGGGUUUGUGAAGCACGGCGAGUCGAUGGAGGUUCAGUGGCACUGUAAAGAUGGGAUGGUAGCCGUCGAUGGGUCCCACGUUGUUUAUCAUCUCCGACAAGGGGACAUACUUUCGCUGUCUUCCGCCGCUCCGGUCUUGAAACUCUUCUUGCCUUCCCAUUUGUUGUCAUGAGGUGUGGAUACACGUAUAUGGUAAAGAAACAACAUUAAUCUUGUAUAGUUUUGUACUUUUGUCUGGGCUUGUUAAACUGAGAGAUUGGAAUUUGAUUUUUAAAACCAAAACUGGUUUAUAAAUUGAAAUCUUUGCACUAAAUAACACUAAAACUUAAGUUAUUCCCCUAAAUAACAUUUAAACUGUUUU